UGCCAACUUGAAAGUAUCAUCAUUCGUUAAAGUUCUCUUCUGUAGACAACAGCUUAAUCGACAAAAAAAUCUCCAAAAUGUUCGCUAAAGUGAUCCUCCUCGUCGCCAUGGCCAUCGCCUGUGCCAACGCAAAGCCCCUGCUGGCAACCCUGGCCGCCGCCCCAGUCGUAGCAGCGGCCCCAGCCGUGGUGACCGCCCAGAGUUCGCAGUACAUUGCCCGGAACUACAACGGAGUUGCCGCGGCAGCUUACACUGCUGCUCCGCUAGCCUACACCGCUCCAGCUGUUGCGGCGGCCUACACCGCGGCUUACACCGCACCCUACGCCGCUGCCUACCCGUACGCUGCUGCUCCGGUGGCCGCCGCUGCCUACACCGCGGCUCCGUACUAUCCGUAUGUGCUGUGAGGAAGUGACUAGUCUUGGAAACACGUGGAACUGAAAAAAAUAACACUGAAUAGAAAUAGCAAAUGGCAAACU
Culex pipiens pallens (northern house mosquito) is the source of this 476-nucleotide messenger RNA. Its product is annotated as cuticle protein 16.5-like. The transcript has 2 exons. NCBI's taxonomy places the organism in Eukaryota, Metazoa, Arthropoda, Insecta, Diptera, Culicidae. The coding region runs from base 78 to 404 and encodes 108 amino acids. The record is from RefSeq and is a predicted model, not a curated record.